Molecule: messenger RNA, 1429 nt
Organism: Rattus norvegicus (Norway rat)
Lineage: Eukaryota; Metazoa; Chordata; Mammalia; Rodentia; Muridae
Source: RefSeq, a predicted model, not a curated record
GGUCUUCUUCUGAAUGUUCUGUUACUAGGGACCCACCUGGGGCGGUAGGAGGGUGUGCCUCAGGUUACUCUGAGGUAGCUCUAAGGUUGCAACGUGCUGCAGAUAUGUAUCAUGAGUCAUCAAAAGGGUUUGGGAGUGUUGCAGAAAAUAAGCAGGGUGAUCUUAAGGGCGGUGACUGAGAAGCGAGAGAGGCUGGGAUAGACCUCUAUAUAGAAGGCGGCUGUGACCCCUGUAGUUUUGUGACUGCUGCAGCCCGAGACAGCGCGCCAGGAAUCCGAGAGCCUGAGUCCCGCUGACCCGAGUGGAGAAAUCUCGCUCACGGCACCUCCUUCCCGGUAAUCCUCUCUGGAAACACCUUCAUAGAUACAUCCAUGGGUCUUUCUUCAAUGGCUACCAUAUUCAGGUCUAUCCCACGGGCCUUUAGGGGAUAUCUCUGUGCACCAGUCCCUCUUUCAGCAAGAAAGUUCAGCCAAUUAACAGAUGAGAAUCGUACCCUAGCUGGUAAAGUGGCUGUGGUCACUGGUUCCACAAGAGGGAUUGGCUUUGCCAUCGCCAGGCGUAUGGCCCGGGAUGGGGCACAUGUGGUCAUCAGCAGCCGGAAGCAGGAGAACGUGAAGGAAGCAGUGGACAUAUUGAAGGAGGAGGGGCUGAGUGUGACUGGCACUGUGUGCCAUGUGGGGAAGGCUGAGGACCGCCAGCACCUUGUGACCACAGCCCUGAAGCAUUCUGGGGGCAUUGACUUCCUUGUGUGUGUGGCAGGAGUCAAUCCCCUGGUGGGAAGCACCCUCGCAGCCAGCGAACAGAUCUGGGACAAGAUCCUGGAUGUGAAUGUGAAGUCCCCGGCCCUGUUGCUAAGCCAGGUUCUGCCCCACAUGGAGAAUAGAGGGGGAGGCUGCGUUGUUCUAGUGUCCUCCGCAGUGGCUUAUCUACCAGUUCCAAGGCUGGGCGUCUACAACACCAGCAAGACGGCUCUACUGGGGCUCUGCAAGUCUCUGGCUGUGGAGCUCGCUCCAAAAGGCAUCAGAGUGAACUGCCUAGCGCCAGGAAUUAUCAAGACUGACUUUAGCCUACGGGAGGAAACAAUGCCGAACAUGCUGCCUGAACUGAAAAAAGUCUUCGGAGUGCAGCGGUUAGGGGAGCCGGAAGAAUGUGCCGGGCUUGUAUCCUUCCUGUGCUCCUCAGACGGCAGCUACAUCACUGGGGAGAACAUCGUGGUGGGUGGCUUCUCCCCUAAACUUUGAAGAGACAGUAUGGCUUAGAGACUGGGGUUGAGGUCCUCACGUGGAAGACACAGGACUUGGUGGAAAAUAUGUCGGUGUGGAGCCGUCAGAUGCGCCCGUGCUCCAGGUUAUAGAGGGAGACUUGCUUAAACGUUGUGAAGAAAAGCAGGUUUAUUCAUUUGGAAUAAAUUUGUUUGGAUACUUCUGGA